CCCAAUUGGGCCUCAGCAGCCAGCGUGGGCCCCUAGUGGGGACAUAGAACACAUUCCCAGACUAGAUUGCCAUGCUCGCUGUUCCUCCCAACACAUCACUUGACUUUCUGCAGCCGAAAAAAAAAAUAGCACACUGCAUGAUAGAGACUGACCCUCAAAUUCCUUUACAAUUCGGAGGGUGUCUGCCUCCUUUCAACUUCUAAUUGGUCACGUGGUUACAACAGCGGAGAGAGGAGGGUGUGCUCACAGAGAAUUUCGAACGGUAGAAAGGCAGGCAGCCCUGGCAACGACGUCGGCUAGCAUCCGAAUGGGUGACAGUAUGGGUUGCAGCGUAAGGUGGCAGUGGUGGUGGUGGUUACAGGCUCUCUCCCUCCUAUCUCUCUCCGCACUCUUCUCAACAGUCCACUGCCAGCAGUAUUUCCUCACCGAGCCGGAGGACGCCCAGGUCCUGGCAGGAGGCACCGUCCUGCUGAAGUGCAAAGUCGGCGACAAGGCCGGGAUGCUCCAGUGGGUGAAGGACGGCUUCGCGCUGGGCGAGGAGAGGAUCGGGCCGGGGUUUCCGCGCUACACCCUGACGGGUGACAGGGCGGCUAACGAGUACAACCUGCAGAUUGCAGACGCGAACCUGAGAGACGACGCGGAGUUCCAGUGCCAGGUUGGACCUCCCAGCCCCAUCGGGUCCCAUGCAGCAAGGGUCACCAUCUUAUUACCACCCGAUGACCCGACCAUUGAGGGUUACAACAGCGGGGUGGGGAUCCCCGUGACCCCGUCGGAAGGUCUCCAGCUGACCUGCCGGUGCAACAACGGCAAACCCGCAGCCUCCCUCACCUGGUACCGCAACGGGGAGGAGGUCACGGAGGGGGUCUCCUACAGCACCGAGCCCACGGGGACGGAAAAGAGAGAGAACGCCGUCAACGUGCUGCAACUGCAGCCCACAGACGACGACAACGGCGCCAGAUACGAGUGCAGGGCCAGCCAUGCGACGUUAGAUGCUACCAAGAACGUCUUUGUCACCCUCAGUGUGCAAUAUCCACCCGGAGAACCCGUCAUCACCGGGUUCGAGACCCAGCCGGUCAAGAAGGUCGGGGACCUCCUCCAGCUGACCUGCACGUCCGAGGGCGGCAACCCGCUGGCCGACCUGAUCUGGUACAAGAACGACCAGCGCAUCGACUCGUCCUACCACACCGUCGGUAACCAGGCGCUGAACGAGCUGAUCCACACCGUGGUCGCCAGCGACAACAAUGCAGAGUUCUCCUGCCAGGCUUCCAACGGGGUCACCUCCACACCGCUCAAGACCUCCAUCACACUGACAGUAAAAUUUCCACCCACGGAGGUGACCAUCUCGGGGUACGAGCAGGGCCUGAAGGCGGGGGACGCAGCGACGCUUGUCUGCACCUCGGCCAACAGCAACCCGGCAGCCGUGCUCACCUGGUGGACGGGCGGGCGCCAGCUCGGCUCGCCGCAGACCUCCGCCAGCGCCGUGACCGCGGUCCCCGAGGGCGGGUUCGUCACGCAGCAGAACCUGACCAUCGACAUCUCCGCCAACGACAACAAGGUGAUCUACACCUGUCAAGCCGUCAACGAGGACCUUCCCGGGGCAUCGGCCGUCACAACUAACAUCAGGCUGGACGUACAAUAUCCCCCGGACGAGCCGUACAUCUCCGGAUACGAGGAGGGCACGAUCGUGCGAGCGGGGCGCCUGCAGCGCAUGACCUGCAUCGCAGCUGGAGGAAACCCUGAGGCCAGCCUGGUGUGGCUGAAGAACGGACAGGUCCUGAGCGCGGACUCCAACUCCAUCACGUACUCCAUCAGCGGGAACAUCGCCUCCAGCGAGCUGUCCAUCAUCGCAGAGGCCAGCGACAACAACGCCGUGUACAGCUGCAACGCCAGCAACCCUGCCACCUCACAGCCGCUCAGCGCAACCAAGGUCCUCACUGUACAAUUUCCUCCAGAGAGGGUGACCAUCACCACCAACCCCCCAGUCCUGAAGGCUGGCGAGCAGGGCACGCUGUCCUGUACAUCCUCCAGCAGCAACCCCGCCUCCGUCGUCACGUGGUACCGGGACGGGAAGGUCCAGUCGGGGACGGUGGAGGGCAGGGUUCCGGCCGAGAACGGCGGGUUCAGCACGACCAAUGCGCUGACCAUCCAGCUGACAUCUGGCGAGGACGGCACCGUGUUCUCCUGCCGCGCAACCAACCAGCUGCUGUCGGAGAGCGUGAACGACGCCAUCACGCUCGACGUGAACUUUGCCCCAGAGUUCCCAGUCAGUGAGUCAACCCCGAUUGUAAAUGCCACAGAAGGAAAGGAUGCAGUCAUCAACUCAACUGCCUCGGCAAACCCUGCUACAGUGGACUACAGGUGGUUUAGGGAUGGUGUGGAGUUGACUGGGGUAAGACAGCGGAGGCAGGCCGACGGUUCUCGCUACAUCAUCGUUGGAGGAGCUCUCAUCAUCAAGAACGUCACCCGCAACGACAGAGGGAAUUACGUCUGCCAGGCUUCUAAUGAUCUGGGCUCCACGGACAGAACCCUCUUCCUGAAUGUACAAUACCCUGCAGAGAUUGCAGACAUCACGGACCACAGAAUCGUGGACAUCGGCGGGUCCGCGCAGUUCUUCUGCACCGGGGUGGGCAACCCCACACCCACCAACUUCGUCACCUGGGCGCGGGAGGGGGCCAACGCGUCCCGGCUCAUCCGAUCGUACAGCGACCUCACCGCCACCCUCAGCAUCAACGACAUCACGAAGGACGACAAGGGCGACUACAAGUGUGUGGCCAACAACGGCAUCCCUCCCGCCGCUGUGCAGACCUCACGGCUGCUCGUCAGAUUUGCUCCCGAGCUGGACAAGUCCCCCCUCCUGUCCAGAGUGGCAGCUGGGGAGGGUGACACGGCUAACCUGGUCUGCAAGGCUGAGGGCUUUCCUGACGUGCAGUUCUCAUGGUUCAAGGGCAGCGAGUUGUUGAACACCAGCGGGAACCGGCUGCAGAGCACGGUGCGCAUGAAGAGCUGGUACCAGCGGGAGGGCAUCCUCAUCAUCCACAACGUGUCGGCCAGCCAGGACUACAGCACCUACCGCUGCCAGGUCACCAACAGCCUGGGAACAGACACCUUCAACGUCAGGCUGGACGGAAGAAGUAAACCAGACAUGCCCACCUCAGUCACCCUGGUGAAGAAGGAAGACACGUCUGUCACACUGUCCUGGACUCCCGGGUUUGACGGCGGCGUGCAGCAAUCCUUCCAGAUCCGCUACAACAAGCAAGGAAGACAGGGCUUUGUGUAUGUUGAUGUCACACCUCCCAACGCCACAACCUACACAGUGACGGGGCUGGACCCUAACACUGCGUAUGAAUUUGCCGUCACUUCCAUCAACAGUCUUGGUGAAAGCGACUAUCUCCCUCUCGAUGAUCCUGUACUCACAAGUGAAUCAUCGGGGAUCGCCGGCCCAGCAGCAGGCGGAAUCUCAAGAGAAGUGAUCAUCGGCGUGGCGGUUGCCGGGGCCCUCUGCCUCCUGCUCAACAUCAUCCUCAUCGUGUUUCUGGUCCGCUGGUGGAGGAGGAGGAGGAAAGCCAGGAGAGAGGCCGCCAAGAAAGACGAGGAUGCUGCCACAUUAGAGACAGUAGACUUGCCCAACGGUGUCUUACACCUCAAUGACUUGUCCCCUGACAACUAUGGUGACAUCAUCAAAAACCACAGCCCGAAACGACCCCUCGACCCCUACGAGGACGAGCACGGCGAGCCGUACAGCGACUUUGACCUUCAGGAGGCGCUGGACAAGGGCAACUACUACCAUCCAGACCCGACACUCUACCGCCAGGAUGAGCCGUACAACUACGAGAGAUACCGGGAUGACGGGCAGCCUGGCGUGCACUGGGACCCCUUCGGCAAGCCCCCUCCUCAGCGGAGUUCCCCAGCCCUUGGACCCAUCUAUCCAGACAGCGCUUAUGCCAGUAACUACAGCGACUACCCCCCAGAGCAGGACUACCCCCCGAGACCCACCUACCCCCCCACCUUUGAUGACAUUAACCCGGGAGCCAUUGAGCAGGACGCUAGGGUGGGUAUACCCUUGCUAUCAGCUGAGGCCACCCCACGGCUAGUGGAUGACGAUGGGACCAUCAACACCUACGGACUGGACUACGGUGGCGGCGCACCCUCCAGCAGAGGCUCGCACACAUCCAGGGGCUCCUACGACAAAAACCCGUACGGCAGCCAAGCACCCAACAACAGGAACUACGACCAUUACGACCAGCGGGGGCACCUUGUAUAGAGACGUGUGUAAAAAAGAAGAAGACGUCUCGUUUAAUAGUAGUCUUGCUUUGUCCCCGAUAAAGGUGGAAACUUCACCACCCAAGUGCCAAGUUUGGUUAGGGAAAACUCAAGGAUCUUUAGGCAUUCUGUGGAAAGGGGUGGAAGGCAUACUAGUACCAAGGACAAGGACACUUCUCAACAGAACCAAUUGUGGCCAAAAUAAGGGUUUAGGCAAAUUGUGUUACAGGAUGGCAACGAGGAGCAAAUUGCAACCACUUUUGCCAUUUUAGAUCAUAACUGGGCACAAAAUUACCUUAAAACUGUACAAUUUGUGCAGACUGCCAAGCCAUAGGAAAAAUUCUACCUGUCCAGAGAUGAAAACAAACUGUUUCUGUACAGCGUCUGUUCAAGUUUAGUUUUCCAGUAUCCUGUUGGUUUUACGAACUUGCAAUAUUACCACACAAAAGGCAGUUUUCACCCUUAAGAACAACUCUGUACAGAAAGGUUAAGAGAUUACAUUAUGUGACCAACUUCUGAUAACCUGGAUCAUCUUUGUGAAAACUUCUUACAGAACGUGUUACAGAGAUUACCGUAAGGAGAUCUAGAGGGGCUCCUAACCAGUGUCAUCUGCAAUAGCACAUAUCGGUUGCUGUCGUCUUGCUAGAAAUAUUUGCAGUAUGUCUUUGUCAGUGACAGUUUGACUUUCUGCAAAGUGAUAAAGUUGUAGGGGUAGCAGCACUGACUAUUAUUAAGCAAAUGUAAAGAAAGUAUUAUAAGAAAGUUUUGUUUUAAAAUGUUUGUUACAAUAGUCGACAAUGAGACAAAAUGCAGAUACUUGAAAACCAGUGUUACUCGCAGUACACUUUCUUACCCACUUACUUUACCAAAUAUACCAAGGGUUUUAAAAAGCCAGAAGAAUGAAACUUUAUGUACAGCAAUUGUAAAUAAUAUCUUUUUUCAAACUUUGGUGCUUGAAUUUCUUAUAUGAUUAGUAAUAUCCAUGCAUGUAGUCAAGCUCUUUGCAUGAGAUGCUUUAUUGCUUGCUUUCAUGUCUCUGUUUCUUUGAUGCCAAAGAGCUUCCUUUUAUUCAAAGAGCAGCUGUUUAAUAGAAUAUUAGAUGCGAUUGCUUUGUAAGUACUGUUUAAUACAUACUUUAUUAUUAGAGAUAAGUUUUCAGGAAAAUUAUCCCUCUUUUCUAGCCAAAGAAACUAAUGAGAUUUACGUUCAGCGCUUUAUUAGAUCAGAGUUGCUGUUUUGUAGAUUGUAUGAUGAUAUUAACAACAAUGUUUAAUCGCUGUGACAAAUCAUGUAAAUAUAUUGUUAUCAAUUUUUUUUGUAAUUAUGUAAUUAUUUCCAAAUUGUUCUUGUGGAAUUUUGUGUCCUUUCGUACGAGAUGUAAAGCUGCAAUUUCAGUGAACGUGAGAGUGACAGUACUGUAAUGUGGGAAACCCUGAAACUGUGGUGCAUGGUUUGUUUGAAACAGGGUCAAUCUGAGCCUGGGUACCAUCCUCUUUUCUAGAACAAACUAAACAACGAGAAUGGUAUCCAAGUUAUAGUUCAGUUUAGCAGCCAGAAGAAGAAUUCCUUUUUGAUGUUCUAUCACAAUGAUACUACAUCUGGUAAGGUUUUAAAAUUCAGACCGUGUACUUUUAAUAUGCCAAGGACAAAAGUUUCUUUCCAUUUUCCUGUACAAAUCAUGCACUGCAGCUUCAACACAUUUGUGGCAACUAAAAGGUUGAUGUACACUGGUGCCCAAGGUUAUGGUGUCAAAAAAAUAUUGCAUAGGAAAACGUGGUAUUCUUCCUGAUAUUCAGGGCCAACAAGCACAUAAACUUACAUGUAUGUAGUUGUUACUGGUGCACCGUUGAAACACUAGAAUUGCAGUAUUUUUCUUCUCGCAGUUCGAACAAAUUCACAGCAGUAUUCACAAAAGCAAUCUUGUUUUUGUCACAAAAGCAAUCAAGCACCAAGACUCUUCUAGGAGAUGUUUAAACUGUGGAGUACCAGACUUUUUUUAAUGUGCUGUUCAGAUACUGUUCAGUGUGUGGACCAAGCUAAGUUCUGCCUGGCAUUAAAGAUGAGAUCCUUAGUUUAACACCACAAUACAUAACGUGAUAUGUCCUCACUAGUCAGGUGUAUAGCAAGUUUUAGUCUUUGGAUUUUUCUGUUACCUUUUAACACCAGCAAAUUUUGUACAGUACUUAGCACCGGUUAGUACUUUGUGCCUUUUUUUUUCAGUGAGACAACAUCAGACCAUGUUUCUGUAGUAACUGCCCAUAUGGUCUAGAUCUGAAACACACGCACAUCCAAAUGACAGCAUUGUCAUGGAAAUGCUUCAAAUUAUGCAUAAGUAAUGUUAUAUCUCUACAUAGGAAAAGCCUGUGGGUUUUCAGGAAUGAUUCCUUGCCAAUCUGCUUCAUCAAGUGCUGGUAUGCUUGUUCUCCCAUCAUGCAUUGUGUAGCCAUAGCAUCCGUUGCCACGGUGAUGGAAACGCCCAUUCUGUAGGUUCCAUUUUGAUGAUCUCUUCAUGACCUUGUAACCCAAGAAAAGCAAUCAGAAGUCUCGAAAAGUUACUGUGUUGAACUUCCUAGGAAAAUCUCUUAAUGUCACGAUUUAUGUAUGUAUAUAUAACACAGACAUGACUCGACUGUGAAGACUAGUGAAACUGUUAGUCAAGUUUUUUGUAUGGUACACCAAGCACCAUCAAGUGUCUGUGCAAUAUUGCCAUAAAUGAGAGAAAACAACACUGCAGACGAUGCAGUAAGUGUGAAUGUUUAUAUUUGUACUAUAGCAAGUUUAGUUGUAGGUUCUGUUGGUUACAACAUCUCAUUCCUUUUCUUGUUGUAAGUAGCUUUGUACUUUUUUAUACAGCCAUUUGCAGCCUAUUUUUGUACUGCUGAAAAAUUUACCAGUAAUAUAUUUAUGACCAGUGUGUCACGUAUCUACCGUUUUAUUCAGUUUGUUUAGAGAAAUGUAGAAAUAAAAGUUGUGUGGUCACA
This is a messenger RNA of Branchiostoma belcheri (Belcher's lancelet), 7241 nucleotides long. RefSeq names its product nephrin-like. Gene Ontology annotation, biological process: cell-cell adhesion. The record is from RefSeq and is a predicted model, not a curated record. Gene Ontology annotation, cellular component: cell-cell junction. NCBI's taxonomy places the organism in Eukaryota, Metazoa, Chordata, Leptocardii, Amphioxiformes, Branchiostomatidae. The transcript is spliced from 23 exons. The coding region runs from base 308 to 4261 and encodes 1317 amino acids. Gene Ontology annotation, molecular function: cell adhesion molecule binding.